This is a messenger RNA of Acanthosepion pharaonis, 630 nucleotides long. The record is from the annotation of a GenBank genome assembly. Lineage: Eukaryota; Metazoa; Mollusca; Cephalopoda; Sepiida; Sepiidae.
AUGUCCUUCUGUUCAUAUCUAUCUAUCUAUCUAUCUAUCUAUCUAUCUAUCUAUCUAUCUAUCUAUCUAUCUAUCUAUCUAUCUACCCCAGUCUGUUCAUAUCUAUCUAUCUAUCUAUCUAUCUAUCUAUCUAUCUAUCUAUCUAUCUAUGUUCAUAUCUAUCUGCCUCAUUCUCUUUAUAUCUAUCUAUCUAUCUAUCUAUCUAUCUAUCUAUCUCAGUCUGUUCCUAUCUAUCUAUCUAUCUAUCUAUCUAUCUAUCUCAUUCUGUUCAUAUCUAUCUAUCUAUCUAUCUAUCUAUCUAUCUAUCUAUCUAUCUAUGUUCAUAUCUAUCUGUCUCAUUCUCUUCAUAUCUAUCUAUCUAUCUAUCUAUCUAUCUAUCUAUCUAUCUAUAUUCUGUUCAUAUCUAUCUCAUUCUGUUCAUAUCUAUCUCAUUCUGUUCAUAUCUAUCUAUCUAUCUAUCUAUCUAUCUAUCUAUCUAUCUAUCUAUCUGUGUGUAUUGCUAUCUAUGAUGAAAUAACCACCUCUGAUUAUCUAAAGAACAACAAAGUUCACAUUAAAUUAUUUCUUUACCGUAAAAAUUGUGUCAUUCCACCUGACGAGAAAAUAUUUAAGAAGCACAAAGUAAUUUAG